Molecule: messenger RNA, 3351 nt
Organism: Caenorhabditis auriculariae
Lineage: Eukaryota; Metazoa; Nematoda; Chromadorea; Rhabditida; Rhabditidae
Source: the annotation of a GenBank genome assembly
AUGAACGCCACAACUUGGGAGCUGAACAAGGUGAUCGAAUCGUUCUGUGAAUGGACUUUCCCCCUUCAAGCCGCCCUGGGAAUCGGCGGAAACUCCAUCACCUUGCUGGUUCUGUUGAGUCGACCUAUGCGCAGCAGGUUUUUAAUUUUUAGUUUUUGAAUUUAGUUCAAAACAGGCAGCUAUUGUUUUGGAUUUUGAAAAGUUCAGUGAUAGCAUGACAGCUGAAAUUCAGUAUAUUUUUCUCAAAGAAGCUGUUUUUGAGACCUGAACAUUGAAAAUCUCACGUGAUGUUGAAAUAGAUAAAAAGGACAUUAAAACGAUCAAUUUUUUUCAAAAAAGAAGCCGUCUAAAAAAAUUAUAUAGUCGAUUUCCAAAUAUUUUUACAAACUUCAGAAGUUUAUUGGUGGAUGAGAGCGUCGUUAGAAACUGUUUCAUCCAGGAAUACGGAUUUAUUACAGCACAAACACAAUGUUGGCCUUAGCAGCGAUGUGUGACAUGCUCUAUCUCGUUUUCAUGUGUCCCAAUCAGAUGAGUCGAUGGCCCAGCAUCGUCCAAAUAAAGUGCAGAGGUAUUUGGGCUUUUUAAACGUUUUUUUGUUAAAAAAAUCAAAUAUCACUCAUUUUUUUAAAAAAAUUUGACGACGCGAAAAAAAAUUCGAAAUCCGGUUCCCUCUUGAAAACAGAAUUGUGAAAAAGCUUUGUCUUCAAAUAAAAAAACUUAUUUGUUCUAAAUUUAAUUCGUUUGAUCUGUCUGUGCUUUUUUUCAACUCUGAGACCUGCCUUUCAAAAGUCACGUUUUCGAUUGAACUUGUGUUGAAAAUUUUCCGAGAUUUCUUAAAACUUUUGAGGCUAUUUCAUAGUGUUCAAACGGGCAACACCGUUCAAUGUCUUGGGAAAAAGAGGCAUUUUUUUUGCAAAAGCUCUCAGACUUGAGUGUGUCAUGUUUCUCAUUGUAUUCUUUUCGAAUACAUUCUUUCACCUCUAACUUUUUUGAGUCAUCGACGUGUUCUGAUAGUGCACAAAAAAACAAGGAAGUACCAACUGCCUGAACGUUUCCUACUGAAAACGAUGAAAUUUUCAGACAAUAAAGGGAACCUGCGUAAGUGUUUCUCAGAGUUUGCACACUUCUAUCUGAGAAACAAGACGCAUUUCACAUUCCUCGUGAAUUGGUUCUCGGCCGCCAGCACGUGGUGAGUCUUCAGAUGUUUGCACCCCUCCAAGAUAUUCCUCUUUAUUAUUACUACUCGAUUCUCUGAGACUGCCUAAUUAUCACUGCAGCAAUUUACACGCCUUUCUAUGAAAGAGCAAUUUGUCGGGUCCAGUCCCGCAAUUUCAGAUGAUCCGAGCGCGUUUAACAUACGAUUAUUUUAAAUUAGUCAUGAGGUGACAAAAAACGCCAAAAAACGUGACAUAGCUGAAAUCUAAUUGAUGCCGGAGAGGAAGGUGGCAUGUUCCCUCUACGGGAGGUCUGAAACAAAUUCACAAGGAAAUGGAGAAUAAUUGAAUCAUAAGCUUCAUAUAACUAGGCUACGUCUGCUUUUUUAAAAAUCAAGGCGUUCAGGACUAUUCAUUUUUUUUAAACAGUUUUGAUCAGUUAAAAAAGACCGAAGCAAAAAUAAGAAUGAACCUUCCUUGUGAGUCUCAGAAAUUUUUAAUUUUGAUUUCAAUUACCUUUUUCAUUUUUCUCUCGGUUUUUUAUAGAGAUCGAAUUUCAGGUUGAUUGUGAGUGUCUCUUUCGAUCGUCUUUGGGCCAUCAAAUCUCCUUUCUCCGCUAGAUCAAUGUCGUGAGUCAUUCUCAUGAUCGAAUAUCUUAUAAAUUGUUUCAGUGGGUGUACAAAAAAGGACUGUGUUAUCAUCCCAAUGAUCUUCAUUUUUACCUGCGCUAUCAGUUUUCACAUGAACUUCUCUUUCGAAGUCACCGGCGCGGAAACGGUAUUCAUUAAUAUAGAAUUUACAAUGUCCAGACUAUUUUUAGGGUCAAUCCAAGAUGGUUUCCGUGCAAAAUUCCGCCGUCCUCUAUGUUUUCACAAUGCUCAACCUGGUGAUGCACAUUCUCAUUCCCAUGCUUCUUCUGAUCACUUUGAACGCAUGUUUGCUGUAUUACCUUCGUAACCGAAGACAAGUAUUCUUUGGGAAUUCAGCCGAUGGGAAAUUCAAGAAUUCAGAUGUUUGAGCCAAGAACUCGGAGUGGAAGAAGCUCAACUCGGUCUGAUGAAACUCCAGCGCCUCUUCUCGCUCAGCCUACUGAUUCUCGAGAUCGAGUUGUCCGCAAUCAUUCAAGCAACAGGUUUCAGAUUUGAAAAAAAGAAAAAAACUUAAUUUUUUUAUCAUAUUUGCUCUAAAUCAACUCUAAUGUCGGGAAAAAUCAAAAUUCAGAUUCUCCCUUCAAAAAAUCUUAUGACGUAUGAAAAAAAAUUUUUUGAAUCACCGCUAGAAAGUGGAUAUGAAUUGAACUUCAUGAGCAUUUUCAAUAUCAGAAGACCGAGCCAGUUUUUGAAUAAUAACCAAGAGAAACUUGGUAUUUUGAAUUCCUAGUACCGAGUUGUUUUCGAAAGAAAAAAAAAUCAAUUUUCAAUUUCCAAUUCUGAACUUUUUCCCACGACUGGUUAAGAAAAAAAAGGAAUUUGAUGGUCGAGUCAUUGUUUCAAAUGAUUGAACUUUUCCAGUGGAAUGUGGUGUCGUCAUAUGGGAAAAGCGGAGCGCCACGUCACAGUGACGGUCACAGCAAUCGUAACGGCCUACCUGGUAUCUCACCUGCCGUCGGCUCUGAUCUACGCCUACAUGUUUGUUUUUUUUCUCUUUUUUUAGGCAUUCGAAUUGACUGAAAGUGGCAAAAUAUAAUUUCGCGGCAUCAGUUAGAAAUCGCUCGUAAUUAAAUACGAAGCUUUUGGGCUGCUCAACCUAACCCGAGGCGCUUCGUUUCGGACGCAUCCCAUGCUUCUAGCAAAACAAAAUCGCCAACACGCAUGAUCUAGAUUUUUUUUAAAGUUAUUUCGUCCACUACGAUGCCAUGUACGGCAAGGGAUGGAUGUACACGUUGGUCGCCGUUUCUUCGACGGUAGUCACUUGCAGCAAAGUCGCCAACUUCUUGUUGUUCUGCAUGAGCAGGUGAAUCUUGGAAUCAUCAAAAUAGCAAAAAGGUGCUUUUUCUAGCAAACACUUCCGGAUUGAAAUGCAGAAGAAACUUUGUUUCUUAUGUCGCCACCGAGAAACAAUGAGCCUCAAGGACAGUUUCAACCAACAACGUACCAGGUAUCCAAGCGGGAGCACAAAGUGAAACGAAAUGUUAAGGUUCAGAUCGCUUCCUCUGAACAUCAUUGGCGAUUCGACAAACAACGCGUCUCCAGAAUGA